This is a messenger RNA of Scleropages formosus (Asian bonytongue), 1062 nucleotides long. RefSeq names its product ADP-ribosylation factor-like protein 5A. Bases 29 to 694 code for a protein of 221 amino acids. NCBI's taxonomy places the organism in Eukaryota, Metazoa, Chordata, Actinopteri, Osteoglossiformes, Osteoglossidae. Gene Ontology annotation, molecular function: GTPase activity; GTP binding. The transcript has 7 exons. The record is from RefSeq and is a predicted model, not a curated record.
AAUUGAUGAUGAAAACAGUGCUGAGUUUAUGCAGGUCGCGCGCGAUGUGUGCUGCUGUGGGCGCAGUGGCAGUGGCGGCUCGCUAACGCGCUCGGCCUGUGACACACACACAGCAGUGUGUCGGUGCCGGUCGUGGCUGCUGCGCGAUCCUGCCAUGGGAAUCCUUUUCACUAAGCUGUGGAGGCUUUUCAACCAUCAAGAACACAAAGUCAUCAUUGUGGGUUUGGAUAAUGCAGGCAAGACCACCAUAUUAUACCAGUUUUCCAUGAACGAAGUUGUCCACACAUCACCCACAAUAGGCAGCAAUGUCGAGGAGAUCAUGGUGAACAGUACCCACUUCCUCAUGUGGGACAUCGGGGGACAGGAGUCACUGAGAUCCUCCUGGAACACCUAUUAUACCAAUACCGAGUUUGUGAUCGUGGUGGUGGACAGCACUGACAGAGAGAGGAUCUCCAUUACCAGAGAGGAGCUGUACAAAAUGCUCGCACACGAGGACUUGAAGAAAGCAGGCUUGCUGGUAUUCGCAAACAAGCAGGAUGUGAAGGGCUGCAUGUCAGUGGCAGAGAUCUCCCAGAGCCUACAGCUCACCUCCAUCAAGGAUCACCAGUGGCACAUCCAGGCCUGCUGCGCUCUCACUGGAGAGGGGCUGUGCCAAGGGCUCGAGUGGAUGAUGUCACGGCUGCGUGUCAGAUGAUCCUGUCUCCCAGGCCAGGAGCAGACUCCUCUGCCUCACUUGUCGUCUCCAAAGACAAGCUGAAAAUGCAACAGGACUUUCCAGUUUAUUUAUUGCAGACAGCAUCCUGACUGAGAACUGUGAGCAGAAUGAUCAAAAUAUUUGAAAUACACUUCUCCAAAACAGACAUUUACAGAGGAAACAAAUUGUUUUCUCCAUGGUGACUCUUCAAGUUGUGUAGAUGGACUUGAAGGACUUCUCUCUGGCUGUGAAGCAGCCCCGUGCAAACUGGUGUCGCCUUGGUGUGCAGUAAUCUGAGAACAUCCUUCAGAUGACGACUCUUGAGCCUUGGUUGGGGCUCAGAUACGUCCUUUCUGGUGUUUGUGAAA